Molecule: messenger RNA, 1560 nt
Organism: Microplitis mediator
Lineage: Eukaryota; Metazoa; Arthropoda; Insecta; Hymenoptera; Braconidae
Product: thioredoxin-related transmembrane protein 2 homolog
Exons: 5
Coding region: 314-1120 (268 amino acids)
Cellular component (GO): membrane-bounded organelle
Molecular function (GO): disulfide oxidoreductase activity
Source: RefSeq, a predicted model, not a curated record
CCCUGUUGAUGACGACAUCAUCAUCGUUAUCAGUACUAUAGUAAAAAUAAUUACAAAAUAAAACAAAUCUCUUCCUGAUUACAAUCGUGAGUGCACUACAAGUACAAUAUAUAUCUGUAUGUAUUCAAUUAAUUAAUAAAUUAAUGUGGUGUCAAUUGUAAGUAACAAAAUAAUUUUUGUUUAAUGAUCAUUCAAUGAAAAUACAAAAUGAAUAAAGUAAUUUAACGAUAAAUGUUAAUUACUCUAAUUAAUGAUAAUUGUGUUAAUUGAAAAAAGUUAAAUCAAUACUGAAAAAUAGAAGCAAAGUAAUAAGAUGACUUUCAAAGAAGAUUUACGUUUAUUAUUUAAACCGUAUUAUUUAGUUAAUAUUUUUAUGAGCUUAUCAUAUAUAAUUGCUAAACAAGUACCAUUUGUUUGUCCAUAUAUUUUUCCGGAAAAUGAAUGUGAAUUAGAUGGGAAAGAAACACAAAUUUUAUUCUUCUUAUUGUUUGUAAUAAUGAUAAGAACACGAAAAACUGGUAGUGUCACAAUGAUACAUUAUUUAUCUGCUAGUUUUGUUUAUACUAAAAUAACAAAUCUUAUUUUAUGGUUUUAUGCUGAUAUUAGAAUGGGUAUUUUGUUUGCUGUUAUUUUUAUACUUUGUGCUUUAAUUUUACCUGAACCAACAUAUCAAGGUCCACAAAAUAUAACAUUUAUCAGAGGUGCCAAUGGUCUCGAAGAAGAAUUAAAAAGGGAUACACGUAUAAUUUGGCUUGUAGCAUUUUAUACAGCAUGGAAUCCAGCUUGCAAUACUUUUGCUCCAAUAUAUUCUCAAUUAUCAGCAGAAUAUGCUCUGGAGAAUUUAAGAUUCGGUAAAAUUGAUAUCGGAAGAUAUCCUGAUGCUGGAGUAAAGUAUCACGUAAGUGAUGCAAGUACCAGUAAGCAACUGCCAACAUUGAUAUUAUUCAAAGAUGGGAAAGAAGUAGAUCGGCGACCUUACGCUGAUAGGAAUGGAAGACUUGUUAAAUUUCUUUUCUCCUUAGACAAUAUGAAAGCGGCAUUCGAUUUAAAUAAUGUUUACAAAACAUGCAAGAAUAAUCCGCUAAAGAAAAAAGAUAAAAAAUCAAUAAAAGCUGAGUAAUUUAUCAGCAUUUUAUUUACAAACUAUCGCAUACCAAAUAGUAUGUUUAAUAAAUUAAUUAAACGCCAUAAUUUAAUUUUAAUUUAUUUUUAAAAGUUAAAAAUAAUCAAUGGUAAGCAAGUAAUAAAUCACCAAUCGUGUUCGUUAUAAACUACGAAAUGUCAACGUUGCUUUCAAUGUUAUACAUAUAUAACAAAAAAAAUUUUAUCGUACUGAAGAUACUCUUGUUUCGAUUUUUUUUUUUAAUAUUAUAUUUAAUGAAAUAAUUAAUUUAUUAAAAAAUUAUUUUUUACAUCAGUACAGUAGACGAAAAAUAAAUUACAAUAUCAUAUAAUGAUUAUGUAAAGUCUUAAAGCAUAAAAAUGUACAGAUAAUAGUUUAUCUCGUACUCAGUCUGCCGCAAUAAAAUUUAUUGUUAUUAUAUAUUUUUUUUUUUAUAA